AUGGCCUCAGAUCCAGCGAAUUGCGACGUAGCUUCCGCCAAUGUCAUUUUGGGUGUUUCGCAACUCAAAUACUUGAAUGGAGGAGACAGUGAUUACUUCAAAUUCAAGAUCGAUACCGUACAUGGUGAUCCGUCUUUCAACAACUUCAAUGAUCCCAGUGCGGUAAAGAGACUUCAAGACGAUUUGACGAACCAGACUGUAGUAUGUGAUCUACCGGGUCGGGCUGCACAUGAGUGGACGCAAAAGCUUAUGGCUUUGUCUUCUCCCCUAAAGUCUGUCACCACUCAUUACUAA
Messenger RNA from Kwoniella botswanensis, 294 nucleotides. RefSeq lists its product as uncharacterized. Bases 1 to 294 code for a protein of 97 amino acids. The transcript has a single exon. Lineage: Eukaryota; Fungi; Basidiomycota; Tremellomycetes; Tremellales; Cryptococcaceae. The record is from RefSeq and is a predicted model, not a curated record.